GGGACUGUGCCCCGGUUUGUACAGUGGCGUUGGCGUCGGUAGCGAGUAAAAUUAACGUAAUUAGCCUUUCUAAUAAUUGCGAUAAAGCCAACAUCUAACGUGUGACACUAUUAAAAUGCGCGCGAACUGUAAGUCAUCAUCCUCGAUCGAUUGAUCGGUUGUCGGGUGCUUGGGAAGGUGUCAGAAAUAUGGAUGAAGAAAAUGCACAGGUGACAGGGCCUGUGGCAGAAAAAGCCAACCGAGUUAAAGAUUCACUGCCAAGCCAAGCAAGCUGCCCAAUGGAGCAAGCCAAUGGACUUCGAGUGACUCCCGAGUCCUCGUCAGACAGAACAAGCCAGGAGUCAUUGACCACUGCUGAUGACUCUGAUGCGGGCCUUGAGCCCUGCAUGAUCUGGUCACUGAUGGAGGCACUGGAGAAGCAGACAGAGCAGAUCGGCGUGUCGGCGUGCGGUGCCACCGCCGUGGUGAACAUUAUGCAGGCGCUCGGAGUCCCGGUGGAGGCCGACAUCGCUGAGAGUGCCGUCGGCACGAAGCUACGUGCCAACGAAGCCCCAUUAGCGGAGUACCUUCUUUCCCGCAGCGUGGCAGGCGCGACGCACGAGCAGCUGCUGGUGGGCGCGCACGAAGCAUCGCGUGGCCACGUACUCGGCAGGUUUUUCCACAUGUACCCGGCACGCGCGGUGCCGCUGGCGCACUGGCUGCGGCACUGGGUGAGACGCGGCGCCGUGCCCGUCGUCACCAUGAACAUGCAGGUGGCUGUGCCACCCGGAGAAGGAGGUGCCAGAUGCCUGGCACCACCAGAUGGUGUUCGGAAGUCGGCAGAGAGGGCAUCUACAUGGCCAACCCCUUGGACUUUGUGGGCACAGCGGUGCUGAGCCAGCGCCUGAGCAGCCCCUCGGAGCUGCUGGUGCGUCGCGAGGACGUGGAGGCACGCGUGGCCGGGGGCAGUGGCACCAUCGCACGCCUGGAGGACGACCCGCGCUGGCACGAGCUUCACGUCGCUGAACAAGUGGAGCGCAUGCUGUGUGCACAGAGUGCCCUCGGCGAGGGCCAAGACCUUCUGACGACAGCAGCACCCACGCACAUCACCAUACCAGCCGCCUACAAGUCGGGCGUGACGCUGUUCGUGCCGUGCGACUCUCCUGUCGCCGCCGAGCUCCUCGCCGAACCAGAGCUUCCCCUGCUUUAGCGGGGACUCGGCGACUCAACGAUGUCCCACGUGAUGCUCAGGGUGGUGAACGACCACCGCCGUCAUCGUCAUCAUCAUCACUUCAUAUUUACACACCACACCUCCCGUGCAGUACAUAAUGAGGUGCCCUGCGGUAGGGAACCCCCAGUAGCAGUUGCCCCUAUGCAGCAGAUGGUGACAGCAGCACCGGCCAUCAUAGUGUAAAUUAGUCUGCCAGUUGCCAUGAGGCUUCCGAAUUUAGCAAUUUUCAAGUAAUGUAUACAAUUUUAGAUGACGCAAGCACACACGUGUCUAUAUAUUUAACUUAUUUCGCACCGUACGUAGCCAACCUUGCUAACGGAGGUGCAUGGCCUACUCUUGAUGUCACGGGAUCUUUAACGUACACUUUGAAGCAGAGCGCACUGUGAAGUAGGCCUGAGCCAGGGUGGCCACUAAGCUUGAUCCAUGAAACUGCUGCUACAAGCAGCAAAACGCCCUACCACUCAUGCAUGUCACCACGCAAUUGAUACAAGCCAGAGUGAUGGACCUCAGCUGUGAUGCUGAGCUGGGAUGAUCAUUUGGGUCUUUGAAAAAUGUCUUAUUACUUCCACAUAUAUAUAAAUUCCACCGUUGGCAUGUCAGGAGAUUAAUGUUUGCACUCUGCCCUUCAUAGAGUGUUCCAUCGUAGUCAAAACCAAAAUCAAACCAAAAUAUACCAAAUUAUAGUAAAUAACCAAGUUAAAUAUAUACAUUUUGUGUAAAAAAAUUGUCAUUCAGGCUGAGACCAUAAAAAUAAUAAAAUCAAUUUAAAAUUAAAAAAAAUUGAAAAUAAUUAAAAAACAUUUAUAAUUAGAUUUUUUCUUUUCUAUCUACGUGACUUUACCGAAAUAGCCAAGAAUAUGAAUUCCUGCAGUCACAAAAGUUUUAAGUCAAAAUUUGAAACCAUAAGCUCACGGGUGACUUAUCCCACAUUCAAACCCAGCAUCUAAGAGGUGCCAACUCGGUGCGGAGCCGCUCGGCCUCCUGCGGCUUGGGAUUUAUCUGAGUGAAGAAAGUAAAAUACCAGGCCAUAAAUUUCGAUUUAAAGCUUUCGUGACUGCAGGGAUUUAUCUUCUUGGUUCUUUCGGUAAAGUCACGUAG
Messenger RNA from Lethenteron reissneri (Far Eastern brook lamprey), 2308 nucleotides. RefSeq lists its product as uncharacterized. NCBI's taxonomy places the organism in Eukaryota, Metazoa, Chordata, Hyperoartia, Petromyzontiformes, Petromyzontidae. The record is from RefSeq and is a predicted model, not a curated record.